CGCGCUUAAUCACGGGACGCUUCCGGUAAUCGAUCGGCGGCAUUCGCGUACACACAGGGCCCGGUCAAGAUGGGCUCUAUAGUGCUGAAGUCGCUCUCGGUGCUGCUGGGGAUAUUCUUCGUCUUCGUCGGCACCAUGAAGCUGACGUCGCACAUCAGCAAGGACCUGCACAAGGACCUGAGAAAGGAAUAUGUCAAAUACGCAAAAGUGUUCCCGCUCUCGGGGACGCUCGACUUCAAGGUACCCAGCAAGUGGUAUCGAAGAGUCGUCGGCUCCCUCGAGAUCAUCUGCGGCCUCGCCAUGGCGAUUAUUCCAAGUCACAAAGUUAAGAACUUUUCGAACACUGUGCUGCUUCUCCUGAUGCUGAUGGCCGUGUACUCCCAUUACAUGGUCAACGAUAAGUUCGAGAGGAUCGCUCCGGCACUGGUAUUCUUCUUUAUGCUGACGGGGCGAUUGGUGAUCGACUGGCAGCUGAGACGAGAGGAUACGCAAUCGGUGACGGCAAACGGCGUCGAUGACAAAGCUAAGAAGCAAGACUGAGCGGGAUUACAUUUGAAGAACGCGUCAUUUUUUAUCACGUUAACUCACUUGAAUCUCACGAUUUCGUUUCUGGAACACUACGAAACACCGUAAAGUUAGGGUUUAUUUAUUUCAAACAUCUUUCUCUUUCAUUUUUUUUCAAAAAACCUCGAGAGGCACCAUUUAUUCAACAUCUUUUUUCUUUCUUUUUUGAUGUGUAUAAACUUGAGAGAUACUCGACAAGAAACUAUAUCUAUAUAUAAUAUCUAGGAAGAAAAAGAAACAUCAUUUGGGAUCAUAUGUUAAAUUAGUGAAGAAUAUGCGCUUUUGAAAGAAGAAGCGAGAUGGGAACUGAAUGAUUUACGGUGAUGAUUUUUAAUGCGAAUAGUGAGAUGAAUCUUCGUUGCACUCUAUAUCUACUUUGAGCACUUAUAUUGCAAUAUAUGGUUUAGAGAAUAAAAAGCGCGCGUCGUUAAGUUUACAGACGCGAUAAGAUUUGCAAUUGGAAAAAAAAAUUUCUUAGCUUUAUAUACCUUUCUUAUCAUUCAUGGCGCAAAUUAUUUGAUAUAAAUACGGAUUUAUCUUGAUGCACUAUACAACUAAUUUAGUGAUUAAUUAAAUUGAAUCUGUAAUACAAAAUUUGAUUGUUAAUAUUAAUAGUAAUCGCAGUCCGAUGAGAGAUCGGUUGUUUUCGCUAAUCGAUGUGAUAGUGUUUCAUCCCGCAACAAUUGGAUCCAUUAUUAAGACAAGAUAUUAUUGCAUCAAUGUCGAUUUCCGCUGGCCAUGCUUAAAAGAAUUAUCUCUCUUUAUAUUAUACCAGGUAGAACAAUGAUACAAAAAAACAAGGCAGCAGAAAUAAUUAUUAUCAAUGUUAAUUUUAAACUUAUGAUUAACUUAUUCCGAUUAAUAAUUCUUCGUAUCUUUUUAUCCCUUUUAUAAUUACAAAAUAACGACUAUCGUACACAAAUACAAACAUAUUUAUAGCUACAAAAUAUUGUAAUAUAAGCAGCUAUAUAAACAAUUAAAAAAUAUAUAUAGCUACAAAAAUAAAAUAAAACUAGAGAUAGUCCUUCUAUAUAUAGACACGAUAUAAACAAGUAUAAUAUAAAGAAAAUCAUGAUAUGUAUGGGACUAGUUAUGAUAUAAGCGGAGAAAGAAAAUUUAAUCAAAUUAAAUUAAGUUAAAUUAAAUUAAUUUGUCAUUAAUCGACAUUGAUGCGAUCGGUUCUCGGUGACGUUAGCUUAAGCAUGAGGUACUAACUGCCACUUGAAUGAAUGUGUCCUUAUAAUAUUUCGUGCGAGGAUGCGUGUAUGGAUAUAUAGAGAAAAUGAAUUUCUUCGUAAUCGAGACACAACACACAAAACGCGUAUGAAAUGUUAAUUUAUUUCUUAAAAACUUCACGUGCGAAUAAGAAUGAGUGUGUGAUCGGACGAUUUGAUAAAUAAAACCGAAAUUAAAAGUCAGAAAUCAAUAGAUAGACCUCUUUAAUCACCAUUCAAUAUCCACAAUCAUAUUUUCACGCGAAGGAUAUAUUGGUAAUAAUUUGUGGAAUGUUUAUGCACUUGAAUAAAAUCGACAUCUUUCUCUCUUUAUAAAAAUAUAAUAAUUAUUAUAAAUUAUUAAUUUGCUUUGGACUUGAAAGAUAUACCAUAUGGUAUAUCUUUGUCCAAAGCAUAAUUAUGUUAAAUGUUGGAAUUUUCUUGUUUGUAUAUAAAAUCACAAUGAAAUACGCAUAUAAUUACGUCGUUUAAAUGUUGUACCAAGAAAGUAUUGUGUAUUGUCAUUUAAAUGUUAAAACUUUUCGAUAUAACCACAUUUUUAUAUUAUGCAAUGUUUAAUAAAAAUAAGGAAAUUGAGAAGAUCAAUAUUCAUGAAUGUGUGUAUAUAUAUUUUAUUUAUUUAUUUUUCUCCGGCGUUAAGUAUAUAUAAAAAAUAUAUUAUGUACAAGAGAUGUGUUAAGUGUAUACAUCCCGCGACACGAAAUAUAAUAAAUCCAUUUUA
Messenger RNA from Nylanderia fulva, 2520 nucleotides. Its product is annotated as putative acetylcholine receptor chaperone. The record is from RefSeq and is a predicted model, not a curated record. NCBI's taxonomy places the organism in Eukaryota, Metazoa, Arthropoda, Insecta, Hymenoptera, Formicidae. Gene Ontology annotation, biological process: positive regulation of protein localization to cell surface; chaperone-mediated protein complex assembly. Gene Ontology annotation, cellular component: endoplasmic reticulum.